This is a messenger RNA of Danaus chrysippus (African queen), 1008 nucleotides long. Lineage: Eukaryota; Metazoa; Arthropoda; Insecta; Lepidoptera; Nymphalidae. The record is from the annotation of a GenBank genome assembly.
AUGAUUUUGUUGCGUCAUCCAGAGGAUAACUUGGACGCUGAUAUAAUAAGAAGAUUCUGUGGUCAGGAUAGCAGAGUACCCAGUAAUUGCCAACAGUUUAGAUCUGACUACAGUUACCACUAUGAGACUAAUGGUUGGCUUAAGGUGCACCGUAUUCCUGCUAAAUUUCACGACGCCUGGCUGAGAUGCAGUUUGGAAGGUGCUGUUCUGGCUUCACCAAGUAGCGUAUUGAUUGAGAUGGCCAUCCGGAAAGAGAUGAAAAACUGUAAUGUGGCCACGAGCGGUAUACUUACAGGAAUUCACGCCACAUUCUCUAAAGGCGACUUCUUUUCAAUAGAAGGAAUACCGUUAAGGAACAUGCCGGUGGAGUGGAUGCCGGCUGAACCUGACAAUAAAAGUAACGAAGAGGAUUGUAUUCUGUACGUAGCGAAUGGAACCAUAGCUGACAUCAGCUGCUCCGAGCUGCAUCCGUACAUCUGUUACAAGGAGAACAACAAGAAUGUUGUCGUCAAUGGAUGUGGAACUAUUGACAGGGAAUACAACUUGGACACACGGACUGGAAGUUGUUAUAAAUUUCACAAAGUGGCCAGGAAUUGGACACGAGCGUUCAUGACCUGCUCUGCUGAGGGCGGGCAUCUGGCCAUCAUCAACAGUGAGACAGAGGCGAAAGUACUACAAGAACUCUUCGCCAGACACCCUCAAAACACCAUCGAGCCCAAUACUCUCCCAGUCCUGAGGGAUAUUAUACACAUUGGCUUUCACGAUUGGUCCGAACGGGGAAUCUGGACUACCAUCCAUGGUCAAUCCCUAGUUGAAGCUGGUUUCGACCUCUGGGGAGAGCAUCAACCGGAUAACGCAGCACCUGGAGAGUAUUGUGGCGGGAUGUUCAGACAUGGGAGGCUGGACGACGUGUGGUGCUACAAGAGGGGACCCUUCGUGUGUGAGAAAAAGCCAGAGAGUCUGCAGGAGGAACCUGAUUUAUAUAAAGAACUGCUCGGAAAACAAUAA